Messenger RNA from Cinara cedri, 5823 nucleotides. The record is from the annotation of a GenBank genome assembly. Lineage: Eukaryota; Metazoa; Arthropoda; Insecta; Hemiptera; Aphididae.
GUUAUAACGUCCAGAAUAUUUGAGGUUACAUUCAGAGGACCAACCAACUCCAUUUCGUCAUUGUUGAUGGUUUUCUGCUUAGUCAUUUAUUCAUGUUCUGUAACAAAGCUAUUAUAUUGUGGACUGUGGUAGUACUUUGUGGUUCGUGCAUUUCUUUGUAAUAGUUUUUGGCGUUCCCACGUAAGUGCGUUAUGUGAUGUAAUUUUAUUUUAAUUUUUAGCAUCAUUUUAAUAUUUAAUAUUAGUUUAGUUUCAAAUUGUGUAUACCUCUGUGUAUGAUUGUGAAUUAAAUUUUUUUUAUAUGUUUAUAGGCAGAAUUACUAUAUUACUAUAGUGGCACAGGGCGAUAAGCCAAAACAUAUAUAUUAUAAUGGCAAACGACGAGACCAUCAGAAUGUAUGUGAUUUUUAAAUGAAUUACAUUUUUGUGAAUACAUAAUAAUAUAAUAUAAUUGUACACAGACUUGUUUGUUCCGGACUAAAGGGGCAAAUAACAUCCUUUGUAAAAUAUUUAAAUGAUCUGUUCGUCAAAAGAGGUUCCUUCAACUAUGUGUUUUGUAUUGGGGAUUUUUUCGGAGAUGAAGAAAGUUAUGAAAAUGAGUGGAAACAAUUUUUGAAAUCCGGAACAACUGGUAAGGAAUAUAUACAUACUUGCGUCGUAUGCUAUUUACGUAAAUGUUAAUCGUGUUUUAUGUUAUCUAUGUCUGGUGGUAAAAGUGGGUCAGAAGUUGAUUGAUGUUGAUGGCAUGUUUUUAUGUCUUAGAUAUACAUGUAUAACUAUAGAUAUCAUUAAUACAGUGGAAUCGAACUAGGUUAGUUCCCAUUAUAAAUGGUAAAGUAGAAGUGGGAUUAAAAAUUCACUCAGACGUUAGUGGAGAGCCCGUAACAAUCUAAGCGAUUAUAUACAUUAUACCAUAAAUCAUCAGCAAAUUACUUGCGCUUCAUUGACCCGGAAACAGGGCUUAUACUCAAAGUAUACUAUUAGAUUUUCAUGGAGGCAUAUCAAAGUAAAAUACUUCAUUAAAACACAUGGUGUUACCUACCCUAACCGGCAGUCACUAGAAGAAUGGUUAUCUUUACUUAAUGCUUCCAAGGAUUUUUUUGAUCUUUUUUUUUUAAUGUAAAAACACAUUUUUAUAGAUAUAUUGUAGAUAAAAUGCGACAUGAGUUCUGGAACAUAACGUUUUUUUAACUUUUAAAAUGUAUUAACAUAAAUAACAUGUUUUUACAAAUUUGUUAAAUUAUAUUACAGUAUAUCAGUGGUGUAACUAGGACCUCUUUCGGGAGGUGAUAUGAAUGUUAAAAAUAUCAAUAAAAAAUCAUAACUAAUAUAUAUUAUUAAUAUUACACAAUUUUAUUAAAAUUUAACAUUAAUAAUAGACUAAUAUUGAUGAAUAAUGUGUCAGAUUUUGCACAUGAAAUUUUGAAUUUUAUAUUGUAUGGAAUAAGUUUUUUAAAAAAAGUUAGGGUUCUAUACCUCUUUGAGGGAUAUAAUCAUCCGUCCCACAUUGGGUGUAAUAUUCCCACUUUCAAGCUAUUUAUCCCGUUGUCCCCAAAGAAAGCAAAAAUGUUCUUAUUUUCAGGAUCUAAAAUACAUCUGAUUUUAGCAGACACACUUUGUUCAAUUGUAACUUUUGACAGGUUUCCAUAGCAAAAAAAAACCUGUGGGGAUUGUAACACCCGAAAUUAUCCCUCCUUUUAUGUACCGCUUACCUUACACAUUUAUGUUAUUUAUGUGAUGUUUAGAAUAAAAAUAUACAAAAUAAAUAUAAGUAAAAGUCCAAAAUAUUUUACUAAUAGUUACAUGAACACACUGUCAGAACAAUAAUAACUAUAAUAAGCUGUAGUCAUAAAUUCAAGGUUAUCUACAUAGUAUAUUUGUAGACACAAGGUAUAUUUACGAUUAAAGAUAGUACAUCUUGGUUAAUAUUUAUAGUUUAUUUAAAGUUUAUGGUAUAUUUGUAUAAUAUUGAUAACAAGGAAGUUGUUAUUAAUUUAUAUUGAGAUAACUGAUCCCCAGAGGUUUUGUGGCCGUCCGCGUCUUAGCGCUGGGCGCUACUUGCGGGCGGUCGUGGUGCUGGAGCGACGAGGACGAGCCGCCGCCAGUACAGGGUCUUUGAAGGAAACACCAGCCCCGGGUAUUUGAGGCCCGUAUCUUUCUCGCGACCGGGAUGGGUUCCCGUUCGCCCACUAGGUGCAGUGGAUUAGCAUUACUAUCUUGCGCCUGUCCCACAGCCACCACGUUUCAGCCGAGUUAAACUCCUCAACCUUGGGGGCACUUAGUCUGGAGCAGCCAGGCCAGUCCGACGUGAAGUGGGGCAUCUAAUCUAGCUCUUCUUAAUCAACUUAUUAUCACAUUAAACUUAUGAUUAGUAAAUCUUUUGAUUUCCAUAUAAUUAACCUUUACAAAACACUCAGUAUAAAAAAUAUGAAUAGUUUAUAUUUAUUGAAUAUACAUACUAAACUAAAAUUAUGAUUUAGACCUAAAAAAUUAUUCACCAUCUCAUACUUACUAUACUCGCCAUAAACAAAGAUUUGGUCUGAAUAUGUAAGUAACCUAUGAAGAAUUUGGUAGAAAAACAGUUGUUAAUGUCAGUAUUUCUUUAUGUCCAAAACUUAAUAUUAAUUUAUCAUUGUUUUACAGCAAGUAUCAUUUAAAAAAAUAUUUAAAUGUGCUAAAUUUAGAUCUAAUUAGUCUGAACAUAUUCUUCUGGUGUUUAUUUAAUAUGUAUUUUAUUUAAAUAAUUUUUUCUCUCCUUUUUUAUUAUUGUAUCAUUUACUGAUUUUCUUUGAUUUAAAUUUUAAAUGUUGUAACUGAACAGUUGCAUCCACCACUAGCUACGCUUUUGUAGCAACAUUAAAAAAUUUAAACUUAUGUUAUGUAUGAGUUUCAAAAGUUGUUUUUUUUUUUUUACAUUAAAUAUUAUUAUUAUUAUUUAUGGUUAAAUUUUGAAUUUGUUUCUAAUAACCAUAGUUAGAUCAAAUUAAAAAUUAAUUGUGAUAAAAAGCUCUUAUGGUAAUAAGAUGAAUAUAGAUGACUCCACCCAAAUAAUAAAAAUAAAAUUAACAAAGUCUUUGAAAUAUACUCGGGAAUGUAUGAAAUUUAGAAUCUAUUUUAUUCACUUUAUUUUCUAUUAUAACUAUUUAAGUAUAUUUUUUUUUCAGUUCCAGUACCUAUUUAUACAUUAGGACCCAACAAAAAAGAACACGAAAAGUAUUUUGAGAACUUGGUUGACCAGAUGUUGGCCCCCAACAUUUAUUAUCUCGGUAGUAUUUAGUAUUUUUAACUAAUUUGUUUAUUUAUUAUUAAUUUUGAUAUUUUAAUUUGAGUAUAUUUUAUGCUUAUUAGGUAAACAUGGCAUGUUUACUACUUCAGAAGGUUUUAACAUUGGCUAUAUUAGUGGUAUUCAAGGUCCCUAUCAAGGUGUUGAAUGUGAUAUGCAUACAUUCAACUAUGAAUCUUUAGAAGAGUUCAGAGAAUCUUUUGUACGGUCUAGAAAGAAAUUGGAUGUCCUUUUGACAUCACCAUGGCCAAAAGAUAUUGAAAAAAACGACCUCUUUAGUGUAUAAAAAGUUGUUUUUAAAUUUGAAUGAUGUUUUUAUAAAAAAAAAAUCUAUUUAUAUUUAUAGGCAAAACCCAGUAAAGAAUGUUCAGAUACAAAAUGUGUAUCAAACUUAUUAUCAUGGAUGGCUAUAAAUUUAACACCAUCUUAUCAUUUUUCUGGAAUGCAAGGCAUUUAUUAUGAGCGGAGUCUAUUUAGGUAUGUUAUUAUUUAUUCUUCAAAUGAGUUGUUAAUAAUUAUUGAUUUUCAUUACAGGAAUCCGAAUCGCCAAGUAACAAGAUUUAUUGCUUUGGGUGAUUAUUAUGGACCUAAUAAACCAGAUAAAUUAACGAGAACAAAACAAAAAUGGAUUUAUGGCUUUAUUUUAAGAAAAAGUGAUGAUUUGUCUCGUAGUGAUAUUCCUCAAGUUACCCGACCACCAUAUUCUCCUGAAUUUGACUAUUGUGUACAACCCAUAUCAAGACAAUUUUUUUAUGAUAUAUCAGCCGGCAACAGUAGAAAUAUAAACUCUCAUAAACGUCUAAAAUCAAAUGAAGAAUUACAACAAAGUAAGUCAAAUUUAUUUUAUUUAUCGAAUUUCGUUUACAUUCAAUAAAUGUAACUUAUUUAAAAUAAAUUGUAAUGUACUAAAAUUAUUUAUUUUUAUAACAGCCAAUAAAAUAAAUCUUGAUGAUUGUUGGUUCUGCUUGGGCAGUAAUAAGGUGGUUAAACAUAUGAUUGUAUCAGUUGGUGAUCAGGUGUGGAAUUGUUUUGAUGUUUUUAUAAAUUAAAAAUAUUAACUAAUUAAAUUUUCUUCAGGCAUAUUUAGCUGGUACUGUAGGUCCAUUGAUCAAAGAAAAUUUAUUAAUUGCAACAGUUGGCCAUUAUCAAUCACUCGUUCAUCUUCCAAAAAAAGCAGACUUUGAAGUUCAUGCGUAAUUAAAACAUUUUUAUAUUUUAAAAUGUUAGUUAUUAGGGAAUUAAAUAAAAUUAAUUUGUGUAUUGUUAACAGAUUAAAAUAUUCUUUGAAUAAGUAUUUUCAAAGUACUGGUCGUGGACCUAUAUAUUAUGAACGCAACAUAAUGUCUGUGCAUUUCAACCUCCAAGUAAUCCCAGUUCCUAACAGUAUGGUUGAUCGCAUCGAACAAGCAUUCUUAGUAAUAUACAACUACAAAUUACAUGAUAUGUUAAUAAAAUUAUUUUGUAUUAUUUAGGCUAAAUUCAAAGAGUGUGGUCUUAAAUUUGUGCUGGUUCCUAAAAAUGCCUUGUUACAUCAAAUAAUAAGGAGUAAAGGAUACUUUUAUUUAGAAUUGCCAAAUAAAAAAUGUUAUUUGUAUAACAUUGAAGCAGACGAUAAAACUCGAUUUCCCCUUCAACUUGCAAGGUAUUGUUGUAAAAUAUUAUUAAUUUUAUGAUAUUGUUUAAUUGAAAUAUUAAAACAUAGGGAGGUAUUGGCAUCAAAAUCAUUGUUGGAUGUUGAAGAUCGUAUAGACUGGAGAAAAUGUAAGCAGACACCUGAAGAGGAAAUAAAUGACAUUAAUACAUUUCGGAGUGCUUUUAAGACUUUCAACCGAUUGAAAGAAAAAGAUAUUGCACAUUAAAAAAAAAAAUAUAUAUACAUAUUCCUUUGAAGAUACAAACUAAGAAAUAAAAUAGUAUUUCAAUCUAAUUUAAUGGUUAUUUCCACUUUGUAAACAUGUAUUUUAUUAUUACUUUCUAAAACUGUUUUAAUAUUCAAAACAUACAAAUAAUAUGCAUGUAAAAACAAGUAUCAUAAAGUAAGAUAAUAAUUUGUAAUUUUUAUUAAACAUGUCAUUUAAAGACGAGUUUAAAGUUAUAGUGUAUUCAUACUUAUUUAUUAUCUAUUUACUAUGCAUGCAAAUAAUAUGUAUGUAAAAACAAGUAUCAUUAAGUAAGACAACAAUUCUUAGGAAAUUUAAAUUAACUUAAGCUUUAUAAUUUAUAAUUUUUUAUAAAAAUGUCAUUUAAAGACGAGUUUAAAGAUAAAGUGUGUUCAUACUUAUUUAUUAUCUCUUUACUAUGCAUGUUGUCCACCAGUAAAUUAGUCUUUUUUUUAUAUAAUCUACCUGUAUGUAAUACCCAUUAAUUUCUAGUAAUCUCCAAAACCUGUUUAUAAUAUAAUUAUUACAAUUAAUAAAAGUGAAACCAGCAAUAAAAUGUAUAAAAAAUAUAAUAUACCUUAAUAUUGAAUGAAAUAUCAAAUUGAGAGGCAAUUCGAAAACAUUUAUAAAUUCCAAGCAUAGCAAGGAAGCUAUUGGUUUU